Pararge aegeria (speckled wood butterfly) is the source of this 7402-nucleotide messenger RNA. It is a transcript of the gene Isha, whose product is annotated as SR-related and CTD-associated factor 4. The record is from RefSeq and is a predicted model, not a curated record. Gene Ontology annotation, cellular component: nucleus. The transcript has 23 exons. Gene Ontology annotation, molecular function: RNA binding. Bases 132 to 4886 code for a protein of 1584 amino acids. NCBI's taxonomy places the organism in Eukaryota, Metazoa, Arthropoda, Insecta, Lepidoptera, Nymphalidae.
CUUCCUAACUUACGCCAUCUUGUAAUUCUAACAUGUUGAUUCGUUCACGAAGAUGAUUUUCUUAGAGCAAAUAAUUAAUUUAUGUAGUGUAGUGCAUUAAUUUAUUUAGCAAUAACAAAGAAAACGACAAAAUGGAUACGUCGGAAGUAAAAUCGUUCAACGCGGAGUUAUCCGGGUUGUACGAAAACAAGCCGCCUAUAUCAAAGGCGAAGAUGAGUGCUAUCACUCGAGGUGCUAUAAAGGCCAUAAAGUUCUACAAGCACGUAGUCCACAGUGUCGAGAAGUUUAUUCAAAAGUGCAAGCCCGAAUAUAAAGUGCCUGGUUUGUACGUGAUAGACUCGAUUGUGAGGCAGUCUCGACAUCAGUUUGGUCAGGAGAAGGACGUGUUCGCCCCAAGGUUCGCUAAGAACAUGCAGCAAACCUUCGCGAACCUUUUCCGAUGUCCUGAUGGUGAUAAGCGCAACAUUAUCAGAGUAUUAAACUUGUGGCAAAAGAACAGCGUGUUCAGUCCAGAGGUUAUACAACCCCUGUUGGAUAUGGCUGAUCCAAACCACCCCCUUCAUCAGGAAAUUCAACAACAACAAAACACUGCCAAUGGAAGUAGCCUAAAUAUGUCCCACAACACAUCGGAUAGGAUUUCACCCAUGCCACGCCAGGAUUCUCCUCACAAUUCUUCACCCAUGAUGGGCGAUUCGUUCCAGGAUGACUCAUCAGGUCCUCAGCCAGCCAAGUUUAAUCGCAAACUGCUCAACGACUUUGAGUACGAGAGCGAAGACGACGCUGCGCCCGAACCUCACAACAGUGGGGGACACCACUCUGGUCACAGCUCUAACAAUACUACUGAUGCGCUUGGCAGUAUAUUAACAAAUCCAGAAAUAAUGCGGCAAUUGCAGAGUCUCCAGGCACAAAUGCAACUUAUGACUGGAAUGAACCUACCUAACUUGAUGCAUCUUCAACAAAUGUCUGAUAUGCAGUUACAACAGCAGAACCAAAAUCAAAAUUUACCAUUCUUAAAUUCUCAACAGGAACCACCAAAGCAACAAAAUGAACCAAAAGAUGAUAUGGCCAAUGAAUCUGACAUUGAGUUUGUUGAGACCGGCCCACAAGUUAUUGAGAUACCUGAUGCCAAUGACUCUAGAAGUCCGUCCCCAAAAUCCAGAAGGCACAGGUCGAGGUCGAAAUCGCCUCGACGGAGACGAAGAGGUUCGCGUUCCCGAUCCAGGUCUCCGAGGAGACGGCGUGAUAGAGACAGAGACAGAGACAAAGACCGGGACAGAGAUCGGGAAAAAAGCUACAAGGAUCGCGAAGCGGAGAAAGAGAAGCAGAGAGAGAGGGAAAAGAAAGGACUUCCUCCUAUUAAAAAAGAAAAUCUUAGUGUGUGCAGCACCACGCUGUGGGUGGGCCACCUGUCCAAGCUGGCCACGCCGGAGGAGCUGUCGGACCUGUUCGGCGCGCUGGGCGGCGUGGUGGCCAUCGACGUGGUGGCGCCGCGCGGCUGUGCCUUCGUGGUCAUGGAGCGGCGCCGCGACGCCGCCAAGGCGCUGGCCAAGCUCAACAAGCACAAGCUGCACUCGAAGGAAAUCACCGUGGCGUGGGCGGCGGGAAAGGGGGUAAAGGGGCGAGAGUGGAAGGACUACUGGGAGGCGGACCUGGGCGUCGCCUACUUGCCGUGGCCGGCGCUGCACGCUCGCUGGCUCCUGGGCGCCUUGUCGUUGGACGCGUUGGAGGAUGGCGGUGCGGUGGACGAGGAGACGUUGCCACCAUGGCUACCACCUAGAAUAAUACCCAAAGCGUUACCAGAAGGCAUGCCCAUGAUGCCGGGAAUGCCACCGGUGUCGGCCGCGGGCAUGAUCGGGGGCCCCCUACCCGGAAUGCCGGGGGGCAUGCCGCCUGGCUUACCGCCUGGUGGCAUACCAAUGCCAGGAGGUUUACCCGUACCUCCAUCGAGUAUACCCAUGCCUGUGCCUAGGAUGCCACCACCACCUGUCAUGCCGGGCGGUAUGCCUCCGGCUCUGGCGGCGGGCGUUCCACCGAUUAGAACACCGGUGCCAGGUCUGCAAAGAGAUGCGACGAUGCCACCCACGGGCCCAAUGCUGGGCUUUCCACCUGGCAUGCCUCCACAGUCACUAACACAGCCAGGUAGCGUGCCCGGAAUGGUAGGCGGAUUCCUGAGCGGUCUGAUGGGCGUGGGCGUGGGGAUGAACGUGGGCGGCCUCGUGCUGCCACUGCACGCGCCUCACCCGCUGGCGCAGCAACCCACCAGGCCGCCACAACACGCUAUGCCGGGUCGCGGCGAUGCCGACGACGCCAUGGAGCUUGACUCAUCGGACCACGGCGACGAGCCCGCCGCCGCGCCCGCCAUGCCGCCUAUGACCGCGCCGCCCGUCGCGCCCACGCUGUGCAUGGACCAGAUCCAAGCGUUACUCUCAAAACCGCCACCCGCAUUCAACUCAUCGGAACCCCCACCUGGGUUCAACCCGCAAGACUCUCAACCAACCUUCGACUCAACCCAACCUCCUCCCGAUGACAAGCGAGACGAAGAUAGGAGAGACAGGGAAAAAGAUAGGAGAGACCGCGACAGAGAUAGAGACCGCGACCGAGACAGGAGAGACAGAGAAAGGCGGGACAACCGAGAUCGCGGCGAUAAUCGAGAUCGAAACGAAAAUCGGGAACGAGGAGACAGUAGAGACAGUAGAGAUCAAAGAGACAAUAGGGAUCAAAGGGAUAAUCGUGAUCGGGGAGAUGUUCGAGAUCGCGGAGAGAUUCGGGAUCGCGGAGAUGUUCGAGAUCGGGCAGAAGUUCGAGAGCGCGGGGAUAUUCGAGAUCGGGCGGAAGUUAGAGAUCGCGGAGAAGUUCGAGAUCGAGGAGAGGUUCGAGAUCGGGGGGAAGCACGUGACCGAGGAGAAAAUCGGGAGCGGGAUAGAAGGGACCGCAAUGACAGAAAUCGGGAUAGAGACAGGGAAAAGGACGAUCGAAGAGGCGGUAGGGAAGACCGAGAGCGCGGUGAACGUGGAGACAGGAGCGACCGAAGUGACCGCAGCGACAGACCAGACCGCGGCGACCGAGGUGACCGAUCGGACCGUAGUGCUGGUCGUGACCGGAGGGAUCGAGACGGCGCCCCGAGGUUUAGCUCUAGGGACAGCAAUCGAGAAAGAAGCCGCGACAAGUCACCGCGCAACGCAACAAACGACUCCAAUCCAGAGAAAAGUCUACAAGAGCGGCUGUGGGAGAUGGCCAACGGUAAAGCCGGGGACGACGUGAGAAAUGACGACUUGCCCGGCGACGGUGACUCCCGGGACAGUCGCGAACGACCUCCGUUGCUGGACCUGCCACCCCCCGUCGACGAGGGUGAUAGGAAUAGCAAUAACGAAGGUGGCGAGGAAGGUGGUGGAGGAUGGACAGCUAUUCCGCCCCCGCGCGCCCUCCAACCGCCCGCCUUCAGAGCUGAAUUAAGAAUGAGAGGUCCGCUCGCUAGUCAUCCAAUGAGAGGGCCGUGGAUGGAUAUGCCGACGCCCUUUGGGCCCAGGUUCAACGGAAUGGGCCCUCCGCCUUUUAACAGGCCACCGUUUGAGAGACCUCCCUUUGAAGGAGGCCCACCGAUGUUUGAUAGGCCACCGUUUAAUCGAAUGCCGUUCGAUGGCAGCCGACCACCUUUCGAUGGACCACGGCCACCGUUCGACGGACCUAGACCGCCCUUCGAUGGUCCGAGACCAUUCGACGGACCGAGGCCUCCAUUUGAUGGCCCAAGGCCACCGUUUGAUGGCCCAAGACCACCGUUUGAUGGGCCGCGUCCGCCUUUCGAUGGACCGAGGCCGCCUUUUGAUGGACCGCGACCACCGUUCGACGGACCUAGACCGCCUUUCGAUGGGCCCAGACCACCAUUUGAUGGACCCGGACCUCGACCUCCGUUUGAUGGUCCGAGACAGUUUGACGGGUUUGAUGGAGAUAGGUCCUUUGACGGACCAAGAUUUGAUGGCCCGCCUGAAUUUUUCGACAGAGGAAAUAGAAGAUUCGAUGAUAGAGAACAGUACAAUGACAGAGGUUGGAACGGAGAUAGGGAGAGGGACUGGGACAGAAGAAACGAGUGGGAUGACAGGAGAAGAGACCGUAGAGGGGGCAGAGAUCAUGAGGACAGGUAUAAUAGAGACCGAAAUGACAGAAGAAGAACAUUCGAUGACAGAUCUAGACCACCUAGAGAAGAACAACCUAGAGAACCUAGGGAAGACCAACCCAGAGAAGACCAACCUAGAGAACCUAAAGAAAAUAAUCCUAGAGAACCUAGAGAAGAUCAGCCUAGAGAACAGCAAACUAGGGAACCUAAAGAACACAAAGAGAAAAGAGAAAGGAGAGAUAAAGAUAGGAAAUCCAGGUGGGGGGCUGCAGACGAGAGUCAAGUCGAAAGAAAACCAGAAGAGCCAUGUGCUACUGAUAUUAUCCAAAGUGAAAACAACGAAGCUACCCAUCUAUUGAAUCCUAGUCAAGACGAACCAAGUGCACAAGAGAGCUUCGUUGGUGAAGAGAUAAAUGAAGCUCAAGCAUCUGUCGCAGAUGACACAAGCAACGAACAUGAACCUAUAAUUAACGAGCAGGAAGAUGAACCAAACUACACCGAACCUAAUGAACAUAGUUGCGAAUCGAACGAACCAGCCGAAGCAAUGGAAACUGAUCAGGGUCCGAUGGAUUUGUACGACGCGAACGAAACGGUGGAUACAAGCUUCGCUGUAGCACCACCAGCACAUGUGGUGCUGGAAACAGACAACACCUUGGAUCUUGUAGAGGAGACAUUGAGAUCUGACGACAUAUUCAGCCAAGAGCCAGAACCUAAGGAAGACCCUGCAGAGGGUCCCCUAGAAACCCCUAAUGAAAGCAAAGAGGGACUGGCUUGACAUAGGAGAAAAUGGCAGACUGGAUAUUUCCAAUGGAAAUGAUUCGGGUGACGCGGGCAGGCUGUUGCCCGCGGAUGGGGAGAGAAGACAGUGCGCGACGUUUGCCUGCAAUUUACUUUGUGACGAAGCAAAUUAUGUCCGUUUCACGAACUGUGAGCACUGUGACUUACAUAUUAAAGCUUGGUCUAAUUAAAUAAGGCAAACAAUUUCAGACCAACUAUUUUAGGUUCCUCAUAUAAAACUCGGCAAAUAAUUAUUUUAAACAGAGGUAUAAUCAAAGUUUAGCUAUUUAGUUACAGUAAUACUAAUAUAAAGUUCUUUUUGACGUUAAAUGAAAGAGUUAGUUUGAUAUGAUACAAUAAGGUUAGAUGUUUGGUAAAAUUAGAUUAUUGACACCUUUAGGUGCUCAACUCAAUUGCAAAGUUUUUUUAGACAGUUCAAAAUAAAAAUAACAACUUCCGUUAUUUUUGUUUAUUGGCUUUGGGCUUUUAGAAAGCUAUAUAAGAGCGAAAAUUUUACUUCUCAUUCUGAAAUACAAAGAACUGUUAUCCUGAAUCCGUAAAAUUGAUUAAUUGAUCGGAGGCUUGGAUCGGGAUUUUUAAUUUUCAUAGUAAAUUUAAGAUAAAAAGUAUUCUUAGUUAAUCGAGUUGGUUCGCUCACUUAAUUUCACACAUUUAUAGGAAUUGUCUGAAACACUGCCAGUUAAACCGAUGUCGUUCGAUAUCGAACAUAGUCAAUUGAAUUUCUAGGAACCGGUACAACACGUGUCGUUUAAAACAUGUCACAUGCCUCGCCAGUCGUGAAACGGUAUAUAGAGCUACGGGACGCACGCCGCCGUUAUAACGCCAAAGAUUAAUUUUAUAUGCAAAAGUUGAAAUAUACGAGUGCCUUACUGGAGUAGCUUGGUGUUUUGUUUGCCGGCCAGCCGGUUAAGGGCUAAAGCGCUAGAAGGCGUCUACGAAACCGGCGGCGACGAAGAGGAACGCGCCUCGGCGCUCAAGUGGAGCGACCGGGGCCAGGUACGGUGUACGCGCGUCUAGAACAAUUGCACGCAACUGUAUCCGCUAAUGUAUCACAUUUUACGUCCACUCGCAUUCCAGUCUAUCGUUAAAAACAAAUGUAUCUAAAGACUUCCAGCUCGUAGAACUGAGUUCUAAGUGUGAGAUUGUCUACCUAUGUUUUCUUAUUAGAUCAUUGAAAGUUAACUACGAUUUAUAUGGAAUCGGAACAGCGCCAUCUAGCGACAGUAAUAUUUACCAGUAGUUUAACUAGAUGGCGUUUACUUUUAUAAACAAACGAUACAAAUAUCAUAUUAUUUAAAAUGUGACAAAUCUUAAUCCUUAGAACCUGUGUAACUAAAACUGCCACUACAGAUAAUAGAUUGAAAAUACAAAACUCACAUUAAGUUCAGAUUGACCUGUUACAUAAAAAAAAUGUGAUGCAUUAGCUUAUAUUUGUUGGUCUCAUUUUCUGAUGUUUGAUGUUAUUUUUAUUCAUAAAAUACAGAAACGAGGCGGGGAAAAUGUUGCAAUAUUUUAAUUCUUUAUAAAAUGAACAAAUUAUUUCGUAUUUUAAAUGUUAACAAGUACUUAUUUAUACAGUGUACUUAUAAUAUAUAUAUUGUAACAUUUUUUCAAGAAUAUAAAUUAAAUUUGGCACAGUUGUACUCGGCGGGCGUCUACUUUUUAUAUUAAAAUCAUCAUGUCGGAAUCGGAUCACAAUGUAUAAUACUAAUGUAUAACUAAUGUAUACUUCAGAAAUUGUUGUAAUCAACUUGCGAAAUAAAUUAUAUAAUAUUCUAUUCCGACAUGCAUUAAUAUCGCUAGCAAUGCGUGCAAAAGGCCUCAACAGUCGCUCGCGUCACCCUAAUCAACUGGAACCUUCUGGAACAUCGUAUCGAACAAAGAAGAAGAAAUCAAGAUAAUGGAUAACCUAGAGUUAACAAUCUCUAAGCGAAGAUAAAUCGUAACACUUCGUAGUUAAUCUUGUAUUUUUAUUAACUGUGAAGUAGUAAUAUUUCAAAAUUGUAACAUCUAUCUACUAUUUGUUCAAAUUGGCAUUUUUAUCUUAGUUAAUUUCAUUUAAUUGUUAUAUCAAACUAUUGAUAUUUUAUUCUUUUAAUCACAUUUUAGUUAUCAUUUGUUUUAUUCGGUGAAGGUGUAGGCCACAUAUAGGAUAUAGUUUUUCUCUAACUAAUUAAAUCUUGCAUAGACUAGUAAAUAACAGCAAUAAAAAUAAUUAAUGGAAUACAAAAUAUUAUCUUAUAAUAAUAUAAAAUUUUCAAGAAUUCUCUAGUUUAGGAGUGUUUAUAUAAAUAUUUUACUUUUGGACAAUUAAUUGGGAUUGUCGCACAUUUAACUGUCUAAUAAUAAAAAGUAUAUUUAAGGGGGGUGUAGACAUUUAGGUUAUACGGAAUCACAUCAAUAUAAUUAGUUCAUUAUAUAGAUUUGCAGAGAAAUUGCAUGCUUAAUUGUUUGUCAUACUUGUGCUUAAAUAAAAAAAAAAUUCGACGCAGA